AUGGUGUUCCCCGACUCUUCAAGCGUGAUUGAGGAGAAGCACGAAAAUUUAACCGACCUCUCCGAGAAGAACAUGCAUUGUGAGGCCUUGGAAGCCGCUACUACAUCCGACAAGACAUCAACAGCAACAGAGGAUGAAGGUGCUGCUCCAGAACAAGUCGCCAAAGAUGGAGGCUCAAGAGCGUGGCUCCAAGUGGCUGGCUCAUUCCUCGUCUUCGCAAAUCUCUGGGGAAUGAGCUUCGCGUUCGGCAGCUUCCAAUCAUACUAUGAACUGGACUACAUUCCCGAGCAGUCAGCGUCUUCCAUCUCGUGGAUUGGCACAGUCUCAAUCUUCCUCCUGGUCUCCAUCGGCGUUAUAUCGGGUCCGCUCUUCGAUCUGGGAUACUUCCGUUCCAUGCUAGUGACCGGCGCUUUGAUCGAGACGCUCGCCGUAUUCCUCACCAGCGUUAGCAAGACCUACUGGCAGUUGAUGCUUACCCAAGGCGUGCUGAUGGGAAUGGGCAAUGGCCUGCUCUACUUGCCGGGCUUGGCACUCGUGAGCAGGGCUUUCAAGCGCCAUCGCGCUAUAGCGAUGGGAAUCACGACUUGCGGAGCACCCGUCGGAGGGAUCAUAUAUACGCUUGUCUUCGAACAGCUCAUCUCGAAGCUCUCGUUCGGCUGGACGGUACGUGUGAUGGCGUUCAUCAUGCUCGGCACCUAUUGCAUCUCUUUCCCGCUUCUGCUCUGGGGUGUCAGUAAUCUAGGAGACCUCGCAUCUGGUGCACCGCGGAAGCUGUUCGACAGAAGCGCAUUGGCAGACGUACCCUUUUGGACUUACAGCACUAGCAAUUUCCUGAUCUUCUGCGGAUACAUGGUCCCUUUCAUCUUCAUUCCAUCAUAUGGUCAGUUGGUCUUGGGGGUCUCGAGAAGCUUCUCCCUCUACAUCUCGAUGAUUGCACAAGCGGCAAGCAUUGUCGGACGUCUGGUGGCUGGUUGGUCUGCAAGUCGCAUUGGCGUAAUGAUACCCUGGCUUGUAUGUGUCGUAAGCAGCGCGACGGUAUGCAUUGCAUGGAUGGGUGCGCACAGCACUGGAGCUUUCGUUGCCAUUGCUGCGAUGUAUGGAUGCUUCAGCGGCGCUCUCAUUCCGCUGCCUCCAAGCGUCUUCCCUGUUGUCUGUCCAGAUCCAAAAGUGUUCGGGGCGAGACUGGGAAUGGCACAGGCUUUUGCGUCGUUUGCCAGUCUGAUAGGACCGCCAAUCGCGGCUGCGCUGGCUUCGGUGUCCAGCGAAAAUGGCGAAACAAACUACCUGGGUCUGCAGCUGUUCGCCGGAUUAGUGAUGAUGGCAGGCGGAGUCAAUUUGGUCGCAUUGUGGAUUGUACUGAUGAGCAGAAGGAAAGGUGGCUCAAAGUUGAUAUAG
Molecule: messenger RNA, 1395 nt
Organism: Ramularia collo-cygni
Lineage: Eukaryota; Fungi; Ascomycota; Dothideomycetes; Mycosphaerellales; Mycosphaerellaceae
Product: related to monocarboxylate transporter
Exons: 2
Coding region: 1-1395 (464 amino acids)
Biological process (GO): transmembrane transport
Cellular component (GO): fungal-type vacuole membrane
Molecular function (GO): transmembrane transporter activity
Source: RefSeq, a predicted model, not a curated record